Messenger RNA from Morus notabilis, 2150 nucleotides. Its product is annotated as U-box domain-containing protein 4. Gene Ontology annotation, molecular function: protein binding. Gene Ontology annotation, cellular component: cytoplasm; nucleus. NCBI's taxonomy places the organism in Eukaryota, Viridiplantae, Streptophyta, Magnoliopsida, Rosales, Moraceae. The coding region runs from base 234 to 1601 and encodes 455 amino acids. The record is from RefSeq and is a predicted model, not a curated record. The transcript has 2 exons.
ACUCUAUCCCUUGCCUAGAUACCAAAAAAAAAAAAAAAAAGAAAACAAAAAAUGAAAACCAGAAUUUUAAAUCCUCAAUCCACUAGCUCAUCUUCUUCUUCAACCUCUGGCUUCCUUUUCUCCCGUACUUCCACCAUGAGAUUUUAUUAGAAAACUCCAAACGUAAACUUCCAGACAUUAAUAACAACUGAAAAAAAUCUGAAAGCUCUAAAAUUUGGGUUGUUGUCUCUACAAUGGUGUCUCUGGAAGAUUCGCAUUCGGGUUCGACCCGGUUCCCUCUGACCCGAAACUACUACACGGCGGCGAACUCGCCGUCCAGAAUUAGCAGACACACCGGCCGGUCGAUGCGAACCAUUCGCUCCAACUUCUUCCAAGAUGAUCACAGCUGCUCCACCACUCAAGCCUCGGGAUUCGUGUCCGAGAACUUGACGGAAUCGGUCAUGGACAUGAGGCUCGGCGAGCUCGCCUCUCGCACUAUCAAGGCUGUUAAGUCGACUUCCACGGAAGAGGAGUUUCUCGAGCUUUCUCAGGCCUUCAGUGACUUCUCCGCCUGCAGCAGUGACAUCUCCGGCGAGUUGCAGAGGCUCGCGUGCUUGCCGUCGCCGGAGAACGCUCCGAAGAGCGAGGAAACGGCGGAAGAUUCUUUUCCGGAGCCCGAGCCUUGCCUAGGGUUUCUCCAGAGGGAGAGCUUCUCCACCGAGAUAAUCGAGAGUAUUUCGCCGGAAGAUCUGCAGCCGACGGUCAAGAUCUGCGUUGACGGACUUCAUUCGUCUUCGAUCGCCGUCAAACGAUCGGCGGCGGCGAAGCUUAGGCUCCUCGCGAAGAAUCGCUCCGACAAUCGCGCGUUGAUUGGGGAGUCCGGUGCCGUCCCUGCUUUGAUUCCUCUCCUCCGGUGUAGCGAUCCCUGGACGCAAGAGCACGCCGUCACGGCCUUGCUCAACCUCUCUCUUCACGAAGGUAACAAAUCCCUAAUUACUCACUCCGGAGCCAUAAAAUCGCUGGUAUACGUGCUGAAGACAGGGACGGAGACUUCGAAGCAGAACGCGGCGUGCGCGCUUCUCAGCCUGGCGCUAAUCGAGGAGAACAAGAGCUCCAUUGGAGCAUGCGGAGCAAUUCCGCCUCUGGUGUCUCUCCUACUGAACGGAUCGACAAGGGGGAAGAAAGAUGCUCUAACGACGCUGUACAAGCUCUGCUCAGUGAAGCAGAACAAGGAGAGGGCGGUGAGUGCCGGCGCGGUGAAGCCGCUAGUGGAGCUGGUGGCGGAGCAGGGGACGGGCCUGGCGGAGAAGGCGAUGGUGGUGUUGAGCAGCUUGGCGGGGAUUCCGGAAGGGAGGGAAGCCAUAGUGGAGGAGGGGGGGAUCGCCGCCCUUGUUGAGGCGAUCGAGGAUGGCUCGGUGAAGGGGGAAGAGUUCGCGGUGUUGACGCUGCUUCAGCUCUGCGCCGACAGCGUCAGGAACAGAGGGUUGCUGGUCAGGGAGGGUGGGAUUCCUCCUUUGGUCGCGCUUUCUCAAACUGGAAGCAUGAGAGCUAAGCACAAGGCUGAAACGCUUCUUGCGUACUUGAGAGAACCGAGACAAGAAGCUUCAUCUUCGAGUCCUUAAAACUGAAACAGAGUUAAAAACUUACUACUUAGACAAGAACUUAUACAGUGUGGAAGGUUGUUUGUGUAUAUAGGGAGGUUGGCUUGUGUUAUUUGGGUUCUAUUUUCAUCUUCUUCUUCUUCAAUUGUUUGUACAGCGUGGUUGAUGAACUAGGAAGAAUGAAUGUACUGGGAGAAAAACUAGAGGGAAGCUAGUGAGCAAAAAAUAUGACCUUUUAGACGUAUGAUUUUUAGCUAUGUUUUGGGGUUUUUUUUUUUUUUUUUUUACUACCCCGAUUUUCCCUUUUUUGUUAACUUUGAUUUUCUAGUGGUGGCAAUGUGUGCCCUGUGGGUUUUGGGUUUAAUCAGAUUUGGGUUUGGAUGACUCAAAUGUUGUUGAAAAGGUUUAUUAGUCUUUUUUCCCCUAGUGAAAAUAGAAGAAAUCAUGCCAUUACUUGGAGCAUGUUUUCAUUUGGUGAUUUAACUUGUAGCUUCAGUUUGUGUUAAAUUCAUCGAUGAUCGAUGUACUAGUACACAUAUAUACUGCAUCAGUUGAUUUCUUUUACUGGAA